UUCAGUUGGCCGCCUCCGUCGGGCGGGACGUGUCGAGAAUGCGCCCUUCCGCCCGCCCUUCAUCUGCUCGGGCUCUGGCAUCUCUGAGGGAGCUGCGGAUGCAGCCUGUGAGGAGGAUGAAACCUUCUGCAAUGAGCAAGCGUAAGGUAAAGGAGAGCAGUGAAGAAAAUGCUGUGUCCAUUUCCCAGGUGCAAAAAAUCUUACGUGAAAGAUUCUGUCGCCACUGUGCUUCUGGAAAACUGUUUGGGAUGAAGCAGCAGUACAGACAUUUGCUGGAGCUGCUGAAAAGAACCACGGUGCAUGGGGAGAGUAAUUCCGCCCUCAUUAUCGGGCCCCGGGGAUCCGGGAAAACUGCGUUAUUAAAUCAUGUCUUAAAAGACCUCAGGGAAAUGAAACAAGUGAGUGAGAACCUCUUGGAAGUCCAUCUGAAUGGACUUCUGCAGACAAAUGAUAAAGUGGCCCUGAAGGAGAUCACCAGGCAGCUGCAGCUGGAAAAUGUGGUUGGGGACAAAGUUUUUGGCAGUUUUGCUGAAAACCUUGCCUUCCUCCUUGAAGCUCUGAAGAGAGGAAACCGAACCAGCAGCUGCCCAAUUUUGUUUGUCCUGGAUGAAUUUGAUUUGUUUGUCCACCACAAGAACCAGACCCUGCUCUACAACCUCUUUGACAUCUCCCAGUCUGCACAGACCCCAGUGACAGUCAUUGGACUCACCUGUAGGCAGGAUAUCCUGGAGCUCUUGGAGAAGAGAGUAAAGUCAAGGUUCUCCCACAGACAGAUAUAUUUGAUGAAUUCCUUUGAUUUUAAACAAUACAUUAAGAUAUUUAAGAAACAGCUUUCUCUUCCUGCUGAAUUUCCCGAUGAAUCUUUUGCACAAAAAUGGAAUAAUAAUGUUCAGCAUCUCUCAGAGGAUAAAGCUGUGCAGGACGUGCUGCAGAACCUGUUCCAGCACACCAAAGACCUGCGCUCGCUGCAUUUGCUCCUGAUGCUGGCUGGCAGCGCCGUGACCGUGCACCACCCCCUGCUGACGGCUGCAGACCUGCAGGAGGCCAGCAGGCAGCGCAGCACCGACUCCAAGGCAAACAUUGUCCAUGGUUUGUCUGUGCUGGAAAUCUGCCUCAUCAUAGCCAUGAAACACCUGAAUGAGGUCUAUGAUGGAGAACCAUUCAACUUCCAGAUGGUUUACAAUGAAUUCCAGAAGUUCAUCCAGAGGAAGGCACAUUCUAUGUACAACUUUGAGAAGCCAGUUGUCAUGAAGGCCUUUGAGCACCUGCUGCAGCUGGAGCUGGUGAAGCCCCUGGAGCGGCCGUCGGUGCGGGCACAGCGGGAAUAUCUCCUGAUGAAGCUGCUGCUGGACAGCAGCCAGAUCAUGGAUGCGCUGCAGGUGUACCCCAACUGCCCCACGGACGUGAAGCAGUGGGCAGCCUCCUCCCUCAGCUGGCUCUGAGCUCCCUCAGGAGGGAAUGCUGACCUGCAGGAAGCUGCUCACAUCAAUAAACUUUUGGAAGCAGCUUUCUUUGCUGAUCCAUUUGGGAUUUUCUAGGGAGAAUGGUGCUGCUGUUCCUUUCCAGCAGCCAGAACUGGGCCUCCCUCACACCCCCAGGUACUUUAGCUCAGCUCAGUGCCAACUCUGCUCUCACACUCGGCUCCCACUUGGAGAAAUCCAAGCUCUGGAGUUUCCUCCUGCCUCCCCUCUCCAUGUUCCCCCAUCGGGUCACAGCCCACACUGCAUUUUACCAUCUCAAAUCUGACUUGACAUGGAAAAUUGACCCAAUUAAAUCGUUAAUCACAACUGAAUUUACUUCGUGAAACGUUUAAUCCAACAGGCUUCAGCUGCAAGGGCUGUUCUGUGCCAAGUACAAGGUAACAUCUCUCCACACCCAAUUUUUUGAAGCAAGAGUUUGGCUCAAGCCCUGCUCUAGGACCAGCCCCAUGAGUUGAAAA
Molecule: messenger RNA, 1939 nt
Organism: Pseudopodoces humilis (Tibetan ground-tit)
Lineage: Eukaryota; Metazoa; Chordata; Aves; Passeriformes; Paridae
Gene: ORC4
Product: origin recognition complex subunit 4
Biological process (GO): DNA replication; DNA replication initiation
Cellular component (GO): nuclear origin of replication recognition complex; nucleus
Molecular function (GO): DNA replication origin binding; ATP hydrolysis activity
Source: RefSeq, a predicted model, not a curated record